Molecule: messenger RNA, 849 nt
Organism: Rotaria sp. Silwood2
Lineage: Eukaryota; Metazoa; Rotifera; Eurotatoria; Philodinida; Philodinidae
Source: the annotation of a GenBank genome assembly
AUGGCUUUAGCAGAUGUUACGCAUGACCGAACAGCUCGAUAUUUCGAUUUAGUUAAUAAACCUGAAUCAUUAAAAGGAAUAAAUGGGCUUCCAAUAGCAGAUUCAGAAUUUAAAGACUUUCCAGCUAAUGGAACAAUUAUUCCAGCUGAUUGGGAUGUUAGUUUUGGUGAUGUACUUAAUUGGUCAAAAGGACGUCCUACUGAAGCUUAUUUUGUUAUGGAAGAUCGAACAUUAUUAAAAAAUCCUGAUCGUUCUGGAUCAGGUUAUUUAACUAUUCCAUUUAUUAUUACCAAAAAUACUCGAAAUGCCUUACUUAAAUAUGAAUAUGUAAUAAAUGGUAUUGGUAAAGACUAUGUAUCGACAAUUGAAAUGCAUCCUGAUGAUGUUUUUAUUGUAAAAAAUUGGGGUCCAAUAUCUAAUGAUAUGCGUUCACAUUAUGUGGAAUUUAUUUAUGAUCCACUUGAAGAAUUUCUUUAUGUAAAUAUUCCAUAUACAUCAAAAUCAAAAGAAUUUAAAUUAGGUUCAACAACAAUGAAAGAUAUUGAAACAUGGUUCUCUGGUACAUUAGAGAAGCAAGCAUCAUUUCGAAUUAAAUAUGAUUUUUCAGGUGCACAAUAUCAAAAAUAUCAUGAUUUAUAUCGAUUGCAUGAGAGUCAUUUUUCAUUACCAAAGACAUGGACUGCUGAACCUGGUACAACAUAUACAGGUCAUGAUCAUUGUCGUGGUGAAUGGAAUUUGCAUGGUGAUAAUAAGCAUUUGAUUGAAGCGAAAAAGAAUGUACAAGAUUUUUAUAAAGAUCUUGUUAUUACCAUUGAAGAUGUACCACCUAAAACAGUUUCCAUUGUUUAG